UAGAAAGUGAGGGGCGGGCACAGUGGGCUCCAGGUAUCCGGGAGAGGAUGGACCCCGAGGCCCGCGACCACAGCCUGGCCUUCCGCAAUCUCCACAGCAGCUCUGGAGAGAUGAAGCUGCGGAAGAGGAAGUCCACGCAGUACGUGAGCGCGCAGGGGAAGCGCUCUCGGCGCCGUGGUCUUCUUGGAGAAAACAUUUACCUGGUCUUAUUUACCAUUGCUCUGCGAGUAUGUAACUGCUUCUUAGUCCAGACCAGUUUUGUUCCUGAUGAAUACUGGCAGUCUCUCGAAGUUGCGCACCACAUGGUUUUCAGUUAUGGUUAUUUGACCUGGGAAUGGACAGAGAAAUUGAGAGGUUACACUUAUCCCCUAAUCUUUGCAAGCAUUUAUAAGAGUCUGCAUCUUCUAGGGAAAGACAGUGUUCAAUUACUGAUCUGGAUUCCCAGACUUGGCCAAGCUCUUCUGUCUGCUGUAGCAGAUGUAAGGCUUUACUCCCUCGUGAAGCAGCUGGAAAAUCAGGAAGUGGCACGAUGGGUGUUUUUCUGCCAGCUGUGCUCCUGGUUCACGUGGUACUGCUGUACCCGGACUCUCACAAACACCACGGAGACUGCCCUUACUGCCAUCGCCCUUUUCUACUAUCCUCUGGAAGGCUUGAGGUCCGUGAACAGUGUCAAGUACUUGCUCUUGGUUGCCCUUGCUUGUGUGGUCCGCCCCACAGCUCUUAUCCCAUGGGUGCUGUUACUCUGCAGACAUUUCUACCAAGAACAGAGAAAGUUCCAUCUGACUCUACAUCACUUUCUACCUGUAGGAUUUACAACCUUCAGUUUGUCUCUGCUAAUUGAUCGUAUCUUUUUUGGCCAAUGGACGCUGGUCCAAUUUAAUUUUUUGAAAUUUAACGUGAUAAAGAACUUGGGGACAUUUUAUGGCUCCCAUCCAUGGCACUGGUACUUUAGUCAAGGGUUUCCAGUUGUCCUGGGGACCCACUUACCCUUCUUCAUUCACGGUUGCUUCCUGGCCCCAAGGAGGUUCCACAUACUACUGCUGACUGUCCUGUGGACACUGCUGGUAUACAGUAUGUUGGGCCACAAAGAAUUCAGGUUUAUCUAUCCAGUUUUACCAUUUUGCAUGGUGUUCUGUGGAUACUCACUAGCCCACCUGAAGGCAUGGAGGAAGGCAGUGCUGAGCUUUCUGCUCUUGUCAAAUGUGCCGCUGGCACUCUACACUGGCCUAGUUCAUCAGAGAGGCACUCUGGAUGUCAUGAAUCACAUUCAGAAAGUCUGCCCCACAGGUCCUGACCCAGCUUCAGCCUCCAUCUUCAUAAUGAUGCCCUGCCACUCCACGCCUUACUACAGCCAUGUUCACUGCCAACUGUCUAUGCGGUUUCUCCAGUGUCCCCCAGACUUGACUGGAAAAACUCAGUAUCUUGAUGAAGCAGAUAUGUUCUACUUACACCCCUUAAGCUGGCUACAACAAGAGUUUCACAGCAAUGCGUCACUCCCCACUCACUUGGUCACCUUCAGUGUUCUGGAGAAGGAGAUCCAUGCCUUCCUCACCUCACGGAGCUAUGAGAGGACAGCUACAUUCUUCCACACUCACUGGCCAGAGGGUCGAACUGGAAGUCACAUACAUGUCUAUGAGCGACGGUUAACUGGCAGAGUCAACACAGGAGGAACUGAACUGUGAGGACUUCUGCAGAGAUGAUGGCAUAACUGAGAGAAACUAUAGGUGACUCGUGACAUGAGGGAAGCCACCGGGGACAGCUGUACCGUUCACUGUCCUGAGACACUCUCAGGGAACACUAGUACGGCGCCAGACUUGAGAGAGACCGUUAGUUUUCCUCAUGGUGCAGUUUAUUGUUUCUUCCAUAGCAUUCGGGUGCACAAGAGAGUUCACAUGGCAAGCCAGCAAGCUCUUCACAAGCCAACGGGCUCUUGAACCCACAGAGAGACAAAAGCGUGAGAGUAGAAAUGUUAGAGCAGAGUCCCACCUCAGCUCAGUCCUCAAGCCCUGCUGCGCACCUGCCCACAACACUUACCGCCCUGUGUGAGCCAAGCUGCUCGCCCUAAGCUUAGCUUCUCAAACCAAGCCUUGUUUCAUGCAUAGAAUGUUUCAUGCCUGGCUUCCUCAAUAAAACUACCAUUUUUUUUUCCAGAGCAAAAAAAAAAAGUUUUUGUUUUUAACAAACUUAAACUACAGUAAAAUGCAAGUUAGUAAGCUUUGCUUUUGCAUAAUAUAAAGACAGUCAUGGGGAGUUCAUCUUAAUUUCAACAUCAAAUGAAGUAGAAAGCAUCCACAUCUGUUAACUUUCUAGUUUAACUUAAUCAUGAGUCAGUACUUAGGAGCAAAAGGUAGCUGCCCCAGUUCUAUCUCAAGAUUUGCCGUGUGUCUUCCAUUAGCGCGACCAUAGUUACGCCAUUUACCUUCCCUUCUAUAAGGCUGCAGAUGAAGGGGCUUCUGCUCUUGUUUUCGGUGCCUGGAGUUUUCAAUAUUUACCAUACGUUGCUUUUUAUCAGGUCGACUGAAAGUAGUAAACACAUGUUUUAUCUAUGUUAGAGUUCAGUUUUCUAAAAGUAAAAAUAACAAUGUUUUUCUCCACUAAUCUAUCUAAACACUGCAAAAAGAUAAAAUAUAAAAUCUUAUUAUGAUACCAGGUAAAAGGGGUAUUAUUUCAACACUGAAGAAAAAAAGAUAGACAUAAAUACCCUUGCACUGGCUGGAAGGGAAAUCUAACAGGAAUGUAACAAUAAAAUAAUGAGGUGUUUCCGUUAUUACUCCAGUAAGAACAACCAGUCUCAGGUCCACUGGCUUUAUCCCUCAACUGAGAUAAUAUACACAUCUUGCAAAGCAGUCUCCAACUUUCCCCCUUUUCAGGCCAGUGCAGUGAGCAGGCACUCCCACUCAGCCUGCUGGCUUCUCCAUUGCUUUACACAAAGACCUGAACACAAGCACCCUGCAGUCUUUAGCUCUAAGCACCUGACUUGACAUCUCUGGGUUCCUGUGCGUCACUCUGCACUCUUCUUUGCUUAGCUUUCUCUCUAACCAGCACAGAUGUCGGUGUCCCCUGCACUAGACCUUCCAAUGAAGACUGGCUUCGAAGUGAGUUUGAGUAGAAAUGGUUGUGUAACUACCAACCCGUCUCUCCAAAUAAAUGCCAACAGAUACCUCCAAAUCAA
This is a messenger RNA of Grammomys surdaster, 3172 nucleotides long. RefSeq names its product phosphatidylinositol glycan anchor biosynthesis class B (gene Pigb). The coding region runs from base 48 to 1682 and encodes 544 amino acids. Gene Ontology annotation, molecular function: alpha-1,2-mannosyltransferase activity. NCBI's taxonomy places the organism in Eukaryota, Metazoa, Chordata, Mammalia, Rodentia, Muridae. Gene Ontology annotation, cellular component: endoplasmic reticulum membrane. The record is from RefSeq and is a predicted model, not a curated record. The transcript has 12 exons. Gene Ontology annotation, biological process: GPI anchor biosynthetic process.